AUGAAUCCUAACGACUCCUCCCGGAAUGAUGAAGCCGUUGAUGAAAGUCUGUGGGAUUCACCAGCCAAACCUGCGGCAGAACCGUCCAAAGCAUCUGGAAAGCAUCCAAAUCCCUCGAGGCCCACGUACCAGGAACAAGAAGCCCGCGAAGACACUCUCCGCCAGGAAUUGCAAAGUGUGCGGCAGGUCAAUGAGGCCAUUGAAGGGGUGAUACAAAGUCUGGAAAAGGCGAAAGACAACAUGAAGACUGCAAACAAUACUGUCACCGCUGCGUCCACUCUGCUGAACACUUGGACACGCAUCUUGUCUCAGACGGAACACAAUCAGCGACUCAUUCUCGACCCAAACUGGCAUGGCGCUAGUCAAGACAUUGCCGAUAUCGAACAGGAAGUCCUGGAAAAGCAGCGCGCGGCCAAUCGACGAGAAGCUGAAGAGCAGGAAAGAAAGACGGCCGCAAUGAGACGAGCUGAAGAGGAGGAAAAGCGCAAAGCUGAAGCAGGUGCGAAACAAUCAAAAAUCACAUCGAGAGGCAGGCUUGGUACGACGGGAAGGAAUACCCCUUCGUCCUACGCACAAAUGGGAGGAUCCAGCGCAACCAGCGGCACCGGUACCAAGCGAGGGCCAGGCUUUACGAGAAGAACAACAUCUGGAAUCGGGCGAGGAAUGGCUGAUCGAGCGUCUCGAACACGGGGUUGA
This is a messenger RNA of Rhinocladiella mackenziei CBS 650.93, 696 nucleotides long. RefSeq lists its product as uncharacterized. The transcript has 2 exons. Lineage: Eukaryota; Fungi; Ascomycota; Eurotiomycetes; Chaetothyriales; Herpotrichiellaceae. Gene Ontology annotation, cellular component: DASH complex; mitotic spindle. The record is from RefSeq and is a predicted model, not a curated record. Gene Ontology annotation, biological process: mitotic cell cycle. Bases 1 to 696 code for a protein of 231 amino acids.